CAACAAGUCGACAAUGCGUUUUUCAUUGUGUGCGCUCUUCCUCGUCGUCGCCGCUGCUGCCUUCGUCGCUGCUCCUGCUGCUUCCGCUGCAGCCAGCCACGAUCGUCCUGCGCCGUUCAUCAUUGCGUUGGACACGAGCAACUUUGACGAGAAGGUCGCACAUGGCGAGUGGCUGGUCGCCUUCAAGGCCGACUGGUGUGGAUACUGCAAGCGCCUGCAUCCCGACUUUGAGUCGCUCGCCCGUGAAAGCAUUAUCAAUGUUGGCGAGGUUGACAUCUCCAAGAACUCUGCUCUCGCUGCCCGUUUCAUGAUCUCUGCGCUGCCUACCGUCUACCACAUUGUGAACGGCGAAAUUCGCACCUACACCAAGACCCGUUCGCUCAACGAUAUCCGCGACUAUAUCACUCGCGAGGAGUGGCGCAAUGAUGAACCCACCCCCUUCUGGAAGAGCCCCCUGGCCCCUCACUUCCGUGUCCUCGGUCUGACUCUGAGCCUCGGUGCCAUGGCACAGGACUACUACAAGGUUUUGACGGAGGACUACCAGUUCUCCCAGGCUGCUGUGAUUGCCAUCUUUGUUGGCGCAAUCAUUGCUGCUGGUAUUGCCUUCUCGUUUGUGCUGCUCUUUAUUAUGGCGUUCGUUGACCUCAUCCGAGGAACAAAGCCCGCACCUGCUCCCCAGCCGCGCGGCGCUACUGCUCAGACCACUGGCGCUCCUGCUCAGGCCGCUGCCACUUCGGCAGAGCCAGGUCAGCCUGCGCCAACGAUUGGCAAGUCCCCUCGCACCAAAAAGAUUGAUUAAAUUCAGGAUGUGCCAAAGGUCCAAUCUGAAUAGUACAGUGCAUUUUCUCGUCAAAAUAGCGGAAUGAUACUGUAGUAUGCCA
Capsaspora owczarzaki ATCC 30864 is the source of this 881-nucleotide messenger RNA. RefSeq lists its product as hypothetical. Lineage: Eukaryota; Filasterea; Ministeriida; Capsasporidae. The record is from RefSeq and is a predicted model, not a curated record. Bases 14 to 799 code for a protein of 261 amino acids. The transcript has 6 exons.